This is a messenger RNA of Triticum turgidum subsp. durum (durum wheat), 1620 nucleotides long. The record is from the annotation of a GenBank genome assembly. Lineage: Eukaryota; Viridiplantae; Streptophyta; Magnoliopsida; Poales; Poaceae.
AUGGAGGCGGCCUUGGCGGAGUUCGAGUGCCUAGGGUCGGCCGGUCCCAUAACCGCGGUGGCGAACGAGUUCCUGCGCGAGCAGACCCCGCACAACGAGAACGAGUCGGAAGAGCAGCUCCGCCGCCUGUUCAACCCCGCCUCCUACGCCCUCCCCGUCGGCCCGCCCGUCUCCGCCGCCGCCAGACUCUUCGCCCUGCCACCCGACGACGACGUCGACCGUGUCAGCCGCCUCCCCGACGCGCUCCUCCGCGACGUCGUCUCCCGCCUCCCCGUCAAGGACGCCGCGCGCACGGCCGCGCUCUCCCACCGCUGGCGCGGGGUCUGGCGCUCCACGCCGCUCGUCCUCCACGACGCCGACCUCCUCCCCGACACCUCCGCCGUGUCCCUCGUCCUCGACGCGCACCCGGGGCCCUUCCGCUGCGUCCACCUCACCAGCACCCGCUCGCAGGGCUUCCGCGGCCUGCUCGCGCGGUGGCUCCGGCUCCUCGCCGCCAAGGGCGUCCAGGAGCUCGUCCUCAUCAACUGCCGCUGGCCGCUCGACUACGUCCUCCCCGCCAGCCUCCUGGGCCUGACCACCCUCACCCGCCUGUAUCUCGGCAUGUGGAGGUUCCCCGACACGGUCGGCCUCCCGCGCGCCACCUGCUUCCGCAAUCUCCGUGACCUCGGCCUCCACAACGUCCUGGUGGAGAGAAGGGAUCUGGACUUCAUCCUCGACAGGAGCCCCGUGCUGGAGACGCUCUGUGUCCAGGGCAAUGUGCUCAAGCUUCGCAUCCGGCUCGUCAGCCAGAGCCUCCGGUGCGUGAAGAUCAUCGGGUGCUUCAUCGAAGAGAUAUUCGUGUUGGACGCCCCAAAUCUUGAGCGGUUCAUCUAUUUUGAUGCUUGGCACCCUGUUGGCAACUGCACCACCACGGUCAAGAUCGGCCAUGCCCCCAAGCUGCACUUGUUGGGAUACUUGGCUUUGGACCCACGAAAGCAUGUCCUAGAUGUGGGCAACACCAUCAUCAAGGCUGGGAUAGGGAUGAGCCCAAGCACCAUGCUACCAGGUGUGAAAAUCCUGGCUUUGGAGGUGCGUUUCGCAGUCCGCAAUGAUGUCAAGAUGAUCCCCAAUGUCCUCAGAUGCUUUCCGAAUGUCGAGGCACUCCACAUCAUGUCUGGAAAAGAUGAUCAAUCUACUGGCAAGCUCAACCUGAAGUUCUGGCACAAGUCCGGUGUCAUAGAAUGCAUACGGUCGCGCAUAAAGCUGCUGGUUGUCCGGGAUUUCAAAGGGGGGCGAAGCGAGAUGGCCUUCCUCAAAUUCUUCUUUCAGACUGCGUUGGUGCUGGAGGAGGUGGUGAUUCUGUUGCCCGAUGAUCCGACGGAUCAUAUGUAUCGCAAGGUGGUGUCCCUGAGGCACAUCGAACGGGCCAGUGAAGCGUCCUUACUGUGGGCAAGCAAGUCUGUUCCUCGAGGCUUCCUUCGGAGCGUCGAGAGAGCAUCUGAUUUCUCCCUCGACGACCCUUUUGCCAACUACUGUCGCAUUGGGUUGCAUCGCCUCGGCUAUCAUCAUGAGGACUCAUGUACAGAGUACAUUAUGAAUUUACAAAGCCCUCAAGCAGUACAUCAUGAAGCAAUUGCAUAA